This is a messenger RNA of Gambusia affinis (western mosquitofish), 4643 nucleotides long. RefSeq names its product peroxisomal biogenesis factor 14 (gene pex14). Gene Ontology annotation, cellular component: peroxisomal importomer complex; peroxisomal membrane. Gene Ontology annotation, biological process: protein import into peroxisome matrix, docking. Gene Ontology annotation, molecular function: signaling receptor binding. The transcript has 9 exons. The record is from RefSeq and is a predicted model, not a curated record. The coding region runs from base 232 to 1350 and encodes 372 amino acids. Lineage: Eukaryota; Metazoa; Chordata; Actinopteri; Cyprinodontiformes; Poeciliidae.
ACUUUGUGUUACUUUAUACAUUUAUGUUUGAGAGAAACAAUGACAGCAUAAAAACAUGCAAAAGCUAGUUUACAUACACAUUUUCCCAGUAUUUUAGGAGCCAAGACUCUGAUAUGACUCAUGUAAGAGUUAAAUAUAGUAAGCAUUUAUUUGAACGUUACAAACAAGAAUAGCCAUCUUCAGGAAAAGCAAUCGAGCGUGAUCCCGUCGACCUAUCGGGGGGCUGGGAAGAUGGCAUCCACCGAGCAACCUGAUCCACCAACACAGUCUGGCCUUCCUUCCGGACAUGACGGGACAGCUCGGCCCAGAGAAGCGCUGGUUGCAACUGCCGUAAAAUUUCUGCAGAACCCGAAGGUACGCGAGAGCCCCCUGGCCACCAGAAAGGCCUUCUUGAAGAAAAAAGGACUCACUGACGAAGAGGUAGAGUUGGCCAUCCAGCGCUCUGGCAGCACGGAGGAAGUCCUGCCUUUGAGCCCUGUGGGACUCCCGACUCCACCUUAUGCAGCUCAGCUAACUCCUGUACCACCCAGCUACAGAUGGAGAGACUAUGGAGCGCUCACCAUCAUUAUGGUUGGCAUUGCAUUUGGCUUUCAUCAGCUUUACAAGAAAUACAUCCUUCCCCUCAUUAUGGGGAGCCGAGAGGACAAGAAGCAUCUGCAGAGGAUGGAAAGCAACAUUGCAGCAAUGAGUGGCACGCUGACACAGACAGUCACCCAGCUACAGCAAACCCUGGUCCAUAUCCAGGAGCUCCUGGUCCAACAGCAGCAGAAGAUCCAGGAACUCUCUCAAGAACUAUCUGCAGCAGAGACAUCAUCCUCAACCAACCGCAUCCUGGAAAACCAAACAGUUGGAGAGCUAAAAGCUGAGAUUGCCUCUUUGAAGGGCUUACUGCUCAGCAGGAGACAGUUUCCUUCCACUCCUGCCAUUCCAAAGAUCCCCUCGUGGCAGAUUCCCCUGAAGUCGCCGUCAGCAGUCGGCUCGCCGUCUGUUAACCACACCAACAGCAGCAGCGACAUCUCCCCCGUCAGCAACGAGUCCGCCAACUCCUCCCCAGUCAAAGAUGGACACCAGACCCCCCAGGAAGCGCUGGGGGGCCCAGAUGGAGCCCACAGUAUGAACGGCGAUGCCCACACAACUCCACCACUAGACCAGGAGCGCAUGGAGGUUCAGGGUGAGGAGGAGAAGAAGGAGGAAGACGAAGAGGAUGAUGUCAGCCACGUAGAAGAGGAGGAGGAGGAAGCUCUGAGCAUGCAGACGGAGGAUCGAAGAGGCGGAGACGGACAGAUUAACGAACAGGUGGACAAACUGAGGCGGCCCGAGGGGGCCAGCAACGAGAGCGAGGUUGAUUAGCCGAAGAGCAGAAAGCACACAAAAAAAAACGCUCGCUUGUCAUCUCGGCUUUUUUUCUCUACAAACCUCCCCGCCAACACCAUGUGAUUUCUAUCCACCUUCCCCUUCUGUUUCCACUUCCCCUUUGUUACAUUUUAAUGUCGAUCAGAAUAGGGAGUAGGUGUUGGUGUUGAGAGAAUCCACAGCUGACAGAUAUUAGUGUGGCUGGUGACUGAAAGGUUUACUUUACUUUACAGUUUACUUUUGAUCACACUGAGCCUAGUAGUCGCGUAGUGACGUCUCUCCGAGAAGAGAAAUAAUAGAAGUGAUAGUAAAAUCACAACAACUCUUAAAGCGCCUGUCUAAUAAUAAGCUUAUGUGACUUCUUACUUUUAAUUUAAAUGAUUUGAUCAGCUAAUUAGCAGCUCUGCCUCAGCGUCACCGUGACCAUACGGAUUCAGACCAAAGCUGCACAUCCGCUAAUCUGAAAGCAGAUGUUUGCAUCGGUCUCAAAGUUACGUUGAGUUUCCUGCGAAGCAUUUUUCGAGUCACUCCCCUUUCUGAUGGCAACAGGAGAGGACAAGCUCUUCCAGGGCCGAUGCUUUUAGCCUCUUUUAUGUGUCCUUUUGCAUUGGUGUCAGUCUGUCAAUAAUUCACAAGGCCAGCAGGGUGGCAUUUGGGUGAAAUAAAAGCCCUGAAAUUUGAGAUUAGAAUGUGAUGACGGGCUUUGUUCCAUGCCGGUGUCAGAGUGCUAAUAUGCUCAGAGAAGGAGGGGAGAGAGAAGAUAAAUGUUUUUCUCCUCUCUUUCUUUCUUUCUCUCUCUCUCUCUCUUUCCUUCUCAAGCUUUCCUUUUUCACCGAGGGCAGAAUCCUGCAUCUUUGCGCGAGAGCGUUUGUUUUUGCGCAAGGAAAAAAAACCCAGACAGUCUGCAGAGCUAUAUCUGCGUCUCCAGCAGGGCAGCUGAUUUGGUUUGUGAAGUAUGUUAAUAAUCAAAUGAUCAACAAAUAACAGAUGUAUUAGUUCAUGCAGCUUGAAAUGUCAAGGAGGCUAAAAGCGGAAAUCUAAUACUGGAAGCCCAGUUGCAUCGUAUCAUUUUCUGUGACAAACCCUCCGGUCCAAAUUAGGUAGGGCCUCCCACAGUGAGUAAUCUUUACAGAAAACGGCAACAAUAUUUUGUAAUUAAGCUGCAGUAAGACAAAAGCGCUGCCACAGAUGGAAGUUGCAGAACUGGUAUUACUUUCUUUUUUCUCUCUCUCUCUCUCUAUCUCUCUCUCGGUGUGGAGGUGGAUGGGGAAGUUAAAAAAAAAUGCCCCGUGAUUGAAAAGGAAAGUAAUAAAUGAAUACUUGACUUAUUGAAUUACUCACUGUGUCUCAAGCUAACAAGAAGAGUCCAUGACUGAGAAGAAGGGAUGCCAGCCUUUUUGUCUCCAUCACACGGCUUUCCUUCAUGUAAAGAAAAUGGCACAGAUUACACUUCGUUUGGUUAAUUAAGCAUCAAAUAGGUUUACUUUAUUCUGUUUAUGCAUUUCAUUUUUUGAGGGGAAGUCCUGAACAUUGUAUAAAAGUCGUCAACAACUGUAAUAAAUCUGGUUCACCACAAGAAGAGUGACUUAGUUAUUUUAAAACUGAAACAACGUACAGUGAAUGUUAUUCCUUUUACUAGAGCAGGCCUAGAAAUUGUGUGACUAGUUUUAAACUGAAAAUGCAGAAUAUUUGAAAUGAAUUGACAUUCUUUUAAAAUCUGUAAUAUGGUUUUGAUAAUGUCAUAGUUUUUUCAUUAUAUGUAUACGACGCUAUGAAUAAGUAUUCACACCCUGAAACUGUUUUUGUCACAUUGCAACCACAAACGUUAUUGAAAUUUUCGGAUGUAGGUGAGAGCCACAGUCAUUUUCUUCCUUAACUGACCAGUAUUUAUCUUCUGCACUGAUGAGCCUGCUGCAGAAAAACAUCCCCACAGUAUGAUCCUGCCUCUACCAUGUCUUACUGUGAGCAGGGUUGUUUUUUUUUUUGUUUUUUUUAAGGUGAUUUCCAACAAUGGUUUUCCUUCACACAUUGUUCUGCGUGUAGGCUAAAAAGUUCUUUUAUGGUUUCAUCUGCGUCAAAAAAAUCAGUCCUGUUUGACAGACUCCACCCACCUUUGCAAGGUGGACUGAAUUUCAAUUUGGGUUAUUAGUAAGAAUGACUAACUAUAUAAUCUAUGUCAUGCCUUUCAGCUUUUGAUUUGGAAAAAAAACUGAUAAAUGUUGCACUACUUCGAAGUGUGGAAAAGUUCUAGGCAGGGUGCUGUAUGUCUUUUACAGGAAAAAAAAAAAAAGCAAUUUCAGCUACAGAUGAGAACGCCAGCCUGAGAUACUGUAUGUGUGUGUUGACUGUAAAACCUUGAAUCAUCCUCUGCUGAGUGGUCUGAAACCAUGACAAGCAGGGACUUCCACCAUUUUCUCAGCUUUCUUGGCAGAAGUGACUAAGUGAAGCGCCGUGAGAUCAAAUGUUUGAACCUUUGUUUAUUCCUAUAGGUUGAUCAACAGUAUAUGCCUCCUGCUUCCUGUCAUUCAUGUUCAAAAAUGUUGAUGUUUAAAUUUCUUUUCUUUUUUUUUUUUUUUGUUGGGAAGUUGAGUAAAGCUAUUUUUAACCAUUUAAGGUUCAACAUUUAAAUUGAAUUUGCAGUUAUGAUUUCAUUUAUACCAAAUCAUAUUUGGUCCAAAUCAGUCAAAUUUGAUUGUUCACAAAGCAACUUUAGAUUUUGGGUGAAACGAAAAGAUGUCAAACGCCGUUUGAGAUGAUUGUACAAAUAAGCUCCAAAUGAAAAUCAAAUUGUUGUCAGUAAGAUGCUUUCUUACACCGUUGUAACACAGGCCGCUUAAGGAGAUCCUUCCUGGCCACAGACAUCAGUGUUUAUAGUGACUCUUAGAAGAAACUUUGUAUAAUGAGCGCUGCGCCAACAUCAAUUUUCUCUUUAUAAUUAGGCAUUGGAAACACAGCACGCACAAGAACCAAUUUUUAUGGAUCAAGAUUAGCAUCAUGUAUGGGAGAAAAUCUCUCUAUUUGGACUAUUUGGACUCGUGACUUUGUAACUUUUACUAUAAACCAAUUUUCUGUGGCCAGAUCAAAAUGAAAGGUGUUGCCAUGCAUUGUCAAGUGUAUGAAUUUAAUUUAUCAAAACCUGGAUGAUCAAUAGCAUUUCACAUAUUGAUGAGGUGUAUAAACUUCUCUCAGGUUCGAUACCACAUCCCUUUGUAAUCCAUUAACCUCUCCCAUGAGUUCAGGCCAACCUUAGAUUUAUAGGGACCUACUGUAAUAAAUCCACUUGUACAUCA